Messenger RNA from Colossoma macropomum (tambaqui), 754 nucleotides. RefSeq lists its product as uncharacterized. The transcript has 3 exons. The record is from RefSeq and is a predicted model, not a curated record. NCBI's taxonomy places the organism in Eukaryota, Metazoa, Chordata, Actinopteri, Characiformes, Serrasalmidae. Bases 1 to 501 code for a protein of 166 amino acids.
AUGAGUGCCAGCCUGAGCACCACGGAUAUCGGCCUAUCUCUAAACGGAACAACCGGGUUGGACGCCGAGACCAGAGCUGCUAUCUAUGAAUUCAGAGUGUUCAACAUGGUCAUCCUUUCCCUGGCUGUGUGUGUUCUCACGGUGACGGCGGUCAUCUGCUGCGUGUCCUACUACAGCCACAGGAGGUGGUGUAAGCGUGCAGGUGGGAACGAGAGCACUGUGGGCCGGGACUCUGGAGCAGAGCUAGUGGAUGUGAAGGUCACAAGGAAGAGGCGGAGCUUCCGGAACCCUCUGGCACUGCUCCGGAGACAGGAGUCGAGCAGAGACAACUCCCGCAUCUACUACAUAUACAGCAACCCUCUACCUGUCGGACACCCAGAGGAUGAACCAUCGACACCUGAAACACCCGAAACACACACUCCUCUUACACUGCAGGACUACGCCAAGGACCCCGCGAGUGGUAUAGUCCUGGACCCACCGACAUUCUACAUGCAGCUGUAGAGCCAACUGGAAUGUUCCAUCUGUAAAAGGGACAAGGGUAUCUGUUGUUUAGAUGCAAAGCGCCUCAUGGAUUUGCUAAUGCUGCCUUCAUGACUUAAGUUGGAAUUGGGACGUUUCUGACUUACAAGUCUGACGGCUUCCAAGCUCAAAAUUCCCAGUUUUAAUUCCACGUAACUUCAACAUAAUGGCACUCAUGGUGCAAAGUAAGAACAGGAAAUAGCAUUUUAAGGAAUGGAAUGGAUUUUUGGUCUCA